This is a messenger RNA of Zymoseptoria tritici IPO323, 978 nucleotides long. RefSeq lists its product as uncharacterized. The coding region runs from base 1 to 978 and encodes 325 amino acids. Lineage: Eukaryota; Fungi; Ascomycota; Dothideomycetes; Mycosphaerellales; Mycosphaerellaceae. The record is from RefSeq and is a predicted model, not a curated record. The transcript is spliced from 3 exons.
AUGCUUGUCGCAUUUACUCACAAGAUCCGUGCAGUAUCCAGCGCGAGCCUAAUCGAACGCAUGCUUACUCCGGAGCUGUUCGAAGACCCGCAAGAUCCCUUUAGAGUCACGCUCUUCGCCCGCGACGAAUGGGCCCGUUUGUUUCUGCUGCGCAAAGUGUCAAAGACUUUCAAGUGCAUGUUCGACUCCGCGCUGGAUGACGCGAAGCGGCAUGGUAAAGUUCGCCUCAUCAUGAACAUGGCAAGACAUAACAACUGCCCGGCGAAGUCUAUGGACCUCAAAUCCCUUCCCACCGCAAUGGAGGCACCUAUGCCCUUCCUCGCAACAUUCCCAUCACUCUAUGUACUGGACUACCAAGUCAUCGAGAUCGACAGCAAGGAAGAAGAUGGGGACCCACAGGUUCGCCUAGAAGAGCUGGAAGCCGAGUAUGUCCUUCCCACCGGCAACCUUCAGCUGAACUACGACGACCUCUUUUAUCUAAACACCAACAUCGUCUAUACCACCCAGACAGAUGCGAACCUCGCAGCAUUUGAGGAGGUCAUCGACGACAUCUGCGACGCCAUCUGGCACCCUGACCUCCUGCGUCCCAAGGUCGAGCCUCCUUAUCUGGCACCACUCACGAAAGAAGGCUUGUAUCACCUCGGCUGCGUGUUCGCUACUGGAGCUCGACGACUUGCUGCGACGAGAUAUGCUGUUACGCAUGGCGAGGAAAAUCUGACGGUGGAUAUUGGUAGCCACACUCACGCGGUGGCCUGGCUGGGCUGGUUCGACGAAGGAGGAGCUGAGCGACUAAAAAUUGAGGCCAAGCAACUGGCGGAAGAGGCCGAGCAGAAGGAAUGGGACGCAGCCAACGAGGCCGCGAAGGAGAAGUGGUGGGCGGGAGUGCAGGCAGAGAAGGCCCUUCGGCCUCCUGUUGUAUUGGCCUCGGCAGCUGAGGUCGGGCAGAAACUGUUGCAGGAGGAUCCGAAGGAGGCCUAG